AUAGACUUCUUCAUCAGCGCUGCGAAACAGACUAUUGCAGCCAGGAAGGCGGGGCAUAAACGCGGAGACUUUCUGGACCUGAUGCUGGAGGUGCUGAAUGACUCCGACAAUCCGGACAGUAAACACGUGUUGAGCGACACGAGUCUGGUGGCCCAAUGCGUGCUGUUCAUCAUCGCCGGUUACGACACCACCGCCUCCUUGUUGGCCUCUUCCUCCUUCCUGCUGGCUAAAAACAAGGACGAACAGAAGCGCCUCCGAGACGAGGUGCGGCAGAUCGUGGCCGAGCACGGCGACCUCACCUACCACGGCAUCAUGGAGAACAAGCUGCUCGACGCUUGUCUACAAGAAACUCUUCGUCUUUACCCACCGGCUACAGUGUUGGAACGUUCGUGCACCAAAACUUAUACGUUGCCUGGUACUGACCUGACCCUCGAGCCCGGUGACCUGGUGCAAGUGCCAGUCUGGGGCAUCCACCACGACUCCCGCUACUGGCCAGACCCCGAUACGUUCAUUCCAGAUCGCUUCCUGCCUGAGAACAAGAGCAACAUACAGCCCUUCACCCACAUCCCCUUCGGAAUAGGGCCCAGGAACUGUUUAGCGAUGCGGUUUGCCCUGAUGGAGGCCAAAGUGGCGCUGGCCAAGUUGCUGCUGGAGGCCGAGCUGGAGCCGGCGCAGGGCCACGAAAACCUUGUUGUGACAAGUGCAGGAGGCCUACUGCGUCCAAAAGAUGGAGUGAAGUUGCUGUUGAAGCCAGUCAAGGAAGAGUAAAUCACAACAUGAGCAUUUUGCGAGAUAGGAAUUGGAACACUACUACUACCACAUUAGGCCUUCACAUAUACUACUGCAAGCCUAAUAAAAGCUCAUAAAGAAUCAUG
Eriocheir sinensis (Chinese mitten crab) is the source of this 875-nucleotide messenger RNA. Its product is annotated as cytochrome P450 3A41-like. The transcript is spliced from 5 exons. Lineage: Eukaryota; Metazoa; Arthropoda; Malacostraca; Decapoda; Varunidae. Gene Ontology annotation, molecular function: monooxygenase activity; oxidoreductase activity, acting on paired donors, with incorporation or reduction of molecular oxygen; iron ion binding. The annotation marks the transcript as partial. The record is from RefSeq and is a predicted model, not a curated record.